AUGACUCAGAGAAAUGGAAUCAGAGGGACGAGAGAACGCUGCCUCCACCCAGAGGCCUCCAGGGUCCUGGAGCAGGCCAACGGGAUGGAGCUCGAUAAAGUUCAGGAGGCAAAUGACUGUGACUCUGAGGAGGCGGGGCACAGCAGCGAACCCAGACACUCCACGGCUGGACCAGGAGUAGUCACGGCGCCGGACGGCGGAUGGGGAUGGGUGGUGCUGGUUGCCACCAUCUUAGUCCUGGCCCUGACCCUGGCCUUCCCCUCCUGCGUGGGGAUCUUUUACACGGACCUGCAGAAUGAGUUUCACGCCACCAACAGCGAGACGUCCUGGGUGCCCUCCAUCAUGACGUCAGUGCUGCAUGCAGGAGGUAAAGUCAGCACACCAGAUCCCAUUCAGCUUUUCCUCUAUUUAGUUAAUAUGUGACCUUAAUGAAAUCCCAAUACACUGAAGCAUACGGAAAUAAUUCUGCUCCACUCUUCAGGGCUUUAGUGAGUUUUAUCGUCCGUUCUCCUGUUUGUGUUAUUUAAUGAUCACUCACAACAAUAUAAUCACUCUGAGAGGUGUAACGUUUCAGCCGCCCUUCAGAGCCCCUCAGCCUCAGGCGUAAUUUAAGUCCCUACCUGCUGCUGUUGUUCAGGAAACCUGAGAGAGAGAGAAUCUGGGUGUUUUUUAACUGUCUUGCUGUGUUGGUGUUGAUUAAGGAAACAUAAAUCCAUGAGAAACUUUAGUCCGCCCGUUACCCACAACACAGAGAGACCUUUAAGACAACACACAUCAAGAUACAGAUGACCGCAGUGUGUAUCUUCAGAUAUCCGGGGAAUGAAUAUAUAUAUUUAUGAUAGCAGUGUGUUUUAACUUGAUGGAUGACAUGCAGCCUGCAAAAUGCAGAGUGCAGACAGAGAUUUGUUUCGUGUUGUUUUACAAUCCCUGGAAAUCUGACGGAUGAUGAACCUAAUCGUUGUUUUUCUUCCUAGAUUACCAGAAAUUUCAUAAAAACCCAUUUUAAAGCACUAAUCUUAAAACCGUGAUAUUUUUGUGAUAUAAGGUUAUCAUACUGUGUUCAGACAGAAACCACUUUUAACAAGCUUCCUUGUUGAACUGAGGUCAGAUCCAUCCUUCCUGCUGCAUUCCAGAAAGUUGGGAAAUCAAACCAUUGACUGGCUUUUGCAACUCAACUUGGAGUCGAUUGAGAUGACCACAGAGGGGGCCGGGGUGUCAGUAUGGAGGAUGUUGUUCUGCUUUUGCUCUCCAUACAGACUGACGGAUUGGUCAAUACGACUCAGAUUAUACAUAUUUAGGUAUAAUCAGAAAAUGGAGAUUAUUUCAACGUAAAGAAUUUCACUCUAACCAUCUUUUGUGUUUCACAGACAAAGUCAGAGUUUGUUAAACUUGUGCAAAGGUUACUUCAUCCUUACAUGGAGCUUUGUCUCUUUACAAGACCCUGUUGUGGUUCACAGGGGCGGGUAUGUGCUCACUCAGUAAUGUCAGCUUCCUUCCUGACUGAUAUGUAAUGUGGAUGAAACAGGGAAGUAGUGUCAGCUGAGUCGGACGUAAAGAGUCGAUAUAGAGCUUCAUGUUGACUUCUUUAAUUCUUGUCAAACAUUGAGGUGAGAUCGACAGAAUUGAAAACCCUCUCAAACUUAGAGGAGUGUUGUUAGUCCUCCUUUUUCCUUCAUCACAGCUGUCAGGCUCACACUGAAGUUAUUCUGAUGUUAUUUUCAACAUUAAAACAACUAAAAUUCCAAGAAACAGCGCUUGACGGUGCGGUAAAGUUACUCAGAGGUCUGUGAAAUCUCCACGGUAUCAGAUUUGUUUGAAAAGUUCCACCAAGUCUUCCCAUUUCUUAUCAGUAACACCUGUCCAAUGAAAUAAUCCACGACAUGAUUAAACAAACACAGGAAUGAAAGAGAGGAGUGUCUGUCCAAGUUUCUGUGUAACUCAGAUAUCACCUCCUGCACACUUGGAAAAAAAACUGGAGUUGAUACGAAACCACUUGUACCGGUUGGUGCUGACUCGACACUAUUACAUUUCCUUCCUGAUAAACCCAGACUGGGAAUUUUGGUCUCAUAGGCUUUAGUAUUUUAUUUUUAGAUUAUUUACCUCCUUAAUUCUUUAAAAAACCUUUAUAUUUUUAAAGUAAGGAAAAAAACAGUUUUGCCCUCCUUUCUUGUUAAGUUUUAUAAAGUCUCAUGUACGUCAGCUGAAAGGGAUCAUGUAAUAACUCCACUUGAAAAGAUUUGGCUUCAUUUGAAUGACAAAACUCACCAAAUUAAAUUCCAGAUUUAACUUUGGUAAAAGAAAUAAAGUGUUGAAGGAUUUGCGCUUUAAUCCAGAUUAUAUUUUUUAUCACAGAUCAAACUGAUCAGUCAGUCUUUUCAAACUUUCAGAAAACGUCUUUUAUCUUAAAAUAAUCCGGUAACUUUUAAGCACUUGUGAUCUCUACAGACUCUCUCUUGUUGAGCCCAUUCUGUCCUUUGGCUUUUCAGACACACAUAGAUUGACACACCUGACUCCUUCUGCUCCUCUCCCUGCUCUCCUCUCUCCUCCUCCUGCUCUUCCUCUCCUCUCCCUGCUCUCCUCCUCCUGAUCCUCUUCUCUCCCUGCUCUCCUCCUCUUGCUCCUCCUGCUUCUCCUCCUGCUCCUCCUCUCCUCUCCCUGCUCGUCUCUCUCCUCCUUCUGCUGCUCCUCUCCUCUCCUUGCUCUCCUAUCUCCUCCUUCUGCUCCUCCUCUCCUCUCCCUGCUCUCCUCUCUCCUCCUCCUGUUCUUCUCCCUCUUCUCCCUGCUCUCCUCUCUCCUUUCUCCCUCCUCUCGUCUCCCUGCUCUCCUCUAUCCUCCUCCUACUCUUCCUUUCCUCUCCCUUCUCUCCUCCCUCCUCCUCCUUCUCUCCUCUCUCCUCCUCCUGCUCCUCCUCUCCUCUCCCUGCUCUCUGAUUUAGAGCUGAUUAAGGGGAGGGGUCGCACCCAUGCUUCUGCUUCUUAAGGAUUAGAUGCUACCUGCAACAAUAAAAGGGUUCCCACCUCCUCCACAUGGGGCGGCAAAAUCAACCCGGACCAAAAGUUCCUAACAGGAGCUUUAAAUAGUAAAUACAAAAUCAAAAACAGUUCAUCUUUAUUAGUGAGAGGGGUGAUGGAGUUAACAUAAUUGGCAUGUGAAAACAUGGAAAGUGUCUUUUUCUGGGUGGAAAUAACUGAGUACAAACACUUCAAGUCUUUUAAGGCGCAUCAGUUACACCUCAAGUUUCUUUAGGACCAAAUUCAAAGCGACUCUGAUCAUCCGUAUUUUAUUUACUGUCAAUAAACUGAAAAGACCAAAACACUCAAACAAAGCAAGGACACACACUGCACACACUCAAUCCCUCAUACGUAGUUCUGUUGCCCCAAACAUUCAGGAAUACCAAAUGUUGAUUGAGAUGAUUUAAGUCCUCAGUGGAUCUGCUUUUGGAAAUGAUCGAUCCUUAUUGAAUUAUUUCAUCCUCGCAGGCGCACUCUGUUUUAGUCUUUUCUGGAGGUUCUCAGUCGGGAUUGGCUGCUCCAGUUUGAGUGACGUAGAAAUAAGUAGAUUUCUCUUUUUGAAGUUCAGGAGUACAAAAGCAUCGUGGAGAUCGCUCUCAGUUCUCAUGGGGGUUUGGAGACAGGAAUGCUUUGAUCCUGGGAAGUCUUGAUCUGACAGAAAUGUGACGAGAAUCUCAGGAUUAUCUUCAUUAAGAGACACGCAAGUUAGAGCCGCUCUUCGGAGAAUGACCAAAGGGCAGUGAUGUAAUGUGAUGGAUUUUUGUAGUUCGAGGAAAUAACCCCAGCAGAAAUUGAAAUGUCACGCUCAGACCGAGACCUUGAACAAAUGAACAGAGCGCUGUUCAGAUAAAGUGCUCUAACCCGUUUUUAAGACACAGCGAGGAUAUUUAUGAGAGGAAACUUCUGUGUCAUCACCAAGGAAGUGGGUUUAAUUUAAGAGAUCAGUGAAAUAACAAGACGAAGAAUGCUGUCUCUAUCCUGCGUCUCUCAGUCUAUGUUCUAAAAAUAAAGGAGAAAUAGACCCUCAUGUCACUCAUUAAGUAAUGGCUGAAAAAAACAGAAAGGAUGGAUUGCAAAUUUUGUUAAAAAUCCCCCAAAAAUCUUGUUCAUAAAUCUAGACGCUUAUUUGAAAAUCAAAUAUUUUGUUCCAGAAAUGAAAAAGUAAAGUAAAAAGUAAAAAUAAUUGUUUUAUAUCAUAAUUUUUAAAGCCUGAAACCAGAGUGAGAAGGGAGACCUUGUUUUUACACAUUCCGCAUAAAAUAUUCACAAUAAAUGAAACAUUCGGCGGUCCAAAAUUUUUUUCUUAGAAGACGCCACAGAGACGAGCUAAUAAUAGUAACAUUAUUAGCAUGGACGGUUUUAUCCACAGGGGGCGCCAAAAUGCUCACACAUGAAAGUUCAUCACUGGAGCUUUAAAAAAAAAAAUUGCAAACCACAAAUUCAAAUCCAUCAAUGAAAACUCAGGAGGGAUGAAAAUAGAGUUUUAAAUCCUUUGAGUCUUUCUUCAAGAAGUGUCCAAUAAAAGCUCGGCUCAGUGGAGCUCCCUGCAGCCCGGUUUCCCCACAACCGAGGCAUGUGUCGGAUUCACCGGCUCUGUUGGUGACCUUUUACCAACAUAGCCGACUGUAUUUAGUCCUCAGGCUUCAGGAUACACGAUGUGAAACUUCUCCUUCAGUCAAAGAGAAUUUAUGAGCGGCAGUAAAAGCAAAAUGACGCAUGUGUGAAUUUGUUUAACGGCCCGAGACAAAAGGAAAUCUGAAAAUGUGUCAACAGAGAGAAACGCCCUGGAGAAGAGUAAAUGGGAGAGCAAAUAUGUUUUCGGUUCUGCUUUUAGUGCUUUUAUUCAGAUUACAGCUUAACUCAAGUUAUGUGAAAAAGUGCCGCAGGAUUAAGAAAACGACCUCGCCUCCGCUGUGUAAGCCUGUGCCCGUUUCUGCUCUGGUAUGCAUUAAACUAAGAGCAUUACAUUUGGUCCACAGGUCCCUUUUGUAGCGUGCUGGUGGAGAGAUUGGGUUGCCGGGCGACGGUCAUGUUGGGCGGAGUCCUGAGCGGAGUUGGAAUGGCGGCCAGUUCGUUUACCCAGUCCAUCAGCCAGCUCUACGUCACAGCCGGGGUUAUUACAGGUCAGCAAACAUCCAACUGAUUAACUGUCCAAGCUGUACCUCGACUCAUCAGGACACAACCUGCAGAGAAAGACGCAGUCAGAGACCGGCUGAUGGGGGACGAGGAUCAAACAUGAUCCAGAUGACAGUGACAUGCUCUUAAAUCGAGUCUACAGACAUCAGUCCUGAUGAAGUAAAACUACAGUAGAGUUUGUGUUUAUGAGGUUAUUCUCAGAUUUUCUUAGAAACAACAACAAUCCCUUCUUAGGAGAACGUUUUAUUAGCACAGUUGGUCGAAGUUUCAGUAGUUUUUCCUCGAAACUGGUCCAAUAAACACUUAGUCUACCUUUAAUUUCUUGGACUUCCUAGAUAUGUGUGUUUGAGUAAGUUUUCAGGUUUCAUUGUAAAGAUGAUCCUUUUGUGCUUAAGGGCGCUCUGUAAACAGAAUUUGAUGGUUUAGAAAUCAUAUAAAGCUUUUAUUUAAUUUACAUUACUGUAAUAAGAACAUAUCAGAUGUUGAAACUGAAAUAUUGUCUAUAAUGAUAAAUAUUCUCAUCUAAAAUUACGUGCAGAAUGUGAUUGAGCGUUUUCUUUCUGAAAUACUGAAGGUCUCUUUUGGAGCAGAUGUUGCUCCUAAACCUGUAGAUGUUGUUCAACAUUAAUGGAGCUUUCACAGAUGUGUUUCCUCCUCAUACUGUCAUGGAUGCUGCAGGGUUCCUACGCAAGUAUGGAAGUAGUUUGAUCAAUUUCCAGGUCUGAUAAAUGAGAAAUAAAGUAUGUAAAUGUAUCUGUGUUUCCAGACUGUUACCACAGUUCUAAAAUACUGUUUUCCAAAAAUAACUCUAAAAAUCACCGUAUGGGAAAGUAAAGAAAUUCCAACUGUGUAGGAACCCUGAUGCUGGUUUUUGAACUGCGUGUCGAUAACAAACCAGGCGCUCCCUCUCCUCUUUAAAUCGGAGGAUAUGGUCUCCAUGGUUUCCAAAGGAUGUCAGAUUUUGAUUUUGUCGGACUACAGGACAGUUUUCUCCUCGGCCUCAGUCCUGAGAAACGUCAUGAUCUUUUCUAGCUUGAAGUUUAGUUUUCAGGUGAAUGUCGAUCUCCUGCUCUUCCACUUCCAGCAGUUUUCUUUCUGUUUCAGGUCUUGGUUUCUGCUUCAGCUUCCAGCCCGCUGUGACGAUCCUCGGACACUACUUUGUGCGUCGGCGAGCGUUUGCCAACGCCAUGUCAUCCACGGGCACGGCGCUGGGACUGUGCACGCUGCCUUUCCUGGGAAACUACCUCCACACGGAGCUGGGCUGGAGGGGGAGUUUCCUGGUUUUGGGUGCUGUCUUGUUGAAUUGCUGCGUAUGUGGAGCGGUGAUGAGGCCCCUGCAGCCCCCCGUACGCCGGGGCCAGCCUCUGAUGAACCAUGGACCUCCUCCACCUGAGGAGGAACCUGAGAAGGAGAAACCAGGGUGGGUGAAGAGGGUCUGGAGCUAUGUGGCGGCCUCCCUGAGGAAACACAUGGCCUUCGAUCAGCUCUGCAACAACCCGCGUUACUGUGUGUUUGUCGUCGGCAUCACCUGGAUGAUGCUGGGCUUUGUGGUGCCGCUGAUCUAUCUGGUCCCCUACGCCACGGCCCAUGAGAUGGAGCAGGGCCGCGCCGCGCUGCUGCUCUCCAUCCUGGGCAUCGUCAACAUCACGGUGCGGCCGCCCUUCGGCAUCCUCUUCAGCAUGCCGUGGUUUAAAGGCCGACAUAUUUACGUAUUCGCCUCCGCUCUCCUGGUGAACGGGCUCUGUAACAGUAUCCCCUGCCUCGGGCCCAGCUUUUCGGUCCUGCUGGCGUACGUGGUGAUCUACGGGCUGUCCAUGAGCGUGGUGGGCUCCCUGAUGUUCACCGUGCUCAUGGAUAUCGUGGAGAUGAGCCGCUUCCCCUCAGCUCUAGGGCUGCUCGCCAUCAUGGAGAGCAUCACGCUGCUCAUCGGGCCUCCACUGGCAGGUAAUAAUAAAAAUAACUUUAUUUUGAUGUUAUUAAAAAUAUUUGAUGUUUUUAAAAAUCAAGAUGAAAACCUGAAGUGUUAUGAAUUGCGCUGUACGUGGUUUCAAAACGAAGCGAAGCAGAGGACAACAUGCAUGCGUGAAAUCAGAGGAGGUUCAGCGUUUGCAUGAUCGUUUGCACGUGUUUUGGUGACAUCUCUGCACCAGUGUUUUGUGCAAAGCAUCCAUACAGGAAUAGAAGGUUUAGCCCCUCCCCCACGCGGCUGCAGCUGUAAAUAAACUCCUGCUGCUUCAGUGACAACAAAUACACGAGUCUGCAGCGGUGGAGGAAGUGAAAAAUAAUCCCCGACGAGUGAAAGUCAUGCUUGAAAACCUUGCUUAGGUUGAAAUUCACGUUAGUAUAAUCACAGAUAGAAGAAGUUUCUGUCCGGCGUAUAUGAUGGCUUUAGUUGGAGAGUGUUUUUAUCUUCUGGUUAAUCUCAAAUUUUAAAGUGAUCACAGCUGUAAUGAACUGUUUAUACUGGAUUAAAGUGUAACAGUUGGCUCUGAGGUGUUGAGGGCUUAAAGAAGUCUAAAUUUGACAUAAACCUGAGAAUAACGUCUCAUCACAACACUGAAGUAAACAAACUGCAGCACAUUUCAGCUCAGUGAGUCUGAGCUCCUCUCAGCAGUGUGUUUAAAGGGCAGAAGCUCUCGGUUUCAGGUUUCAGGUUUCAGGUAUGCUAUGUGUCUGCUGCUGCUGUAGCCGGGCAGUGAUGUAACCGCAGACACAACUCACAACAGACUCACUUCACACACAUGCAGGGGCUCCGACUCGGUGGUCACAUACAAGUUGGAAGUUUGAGGACCUUUGAUUCGACAUGAGAUAGAGUGUAAAAACAGGAAAUAAGUGAGGGAGUGUAGAGUGUGGAGAGGCUGAGUCUGAAAUAAGGAAUUGAAAUGAAAGCUUGUGAAUGUCAAAUAUUUGCGUAUGCGGCCGGCCUGGUGGGUUAGACUCAGAGUGAAAAAAUGUUUCUGAGUCUUUGAAGUCAAACCUGCAGCUGAGCGUUUAAAGUUUGAGUGGGAAGACUGGAUUUUUAUCAUAAAUGAAAAGCUUGAUUGUAUAAUGAUAGAUGAUGGAUUUGAGGCAAAGACUGUAUAAAACAUGGAUGAAAUCUCUGUGACCAAGUUGUUUUUUUUUUAAGUUUCUAAAGAGGCAUUUUGAAGCUCUAUGAUGGCGUUCCACUUAACCUAACUUCUAAACACACGCAAAGAAGUGAAGCUAAGGCCUGUCAGUCAUUUCAGUCAUGCCCAAACCAAGGACAUUUUAGUUUAAUCUUCUACACUUUAUAUAUUCUUAACAGGCGGAUCAUUAAAAAACAGCAAAAGUGCAAAGUGUACAAGUAAAGAAAUGAGCUGCAUUGACCAAAACCUUUGUUGAGCCAGGCUGUCAACACGUCCAUUUCUGCUGUUAAAGGGACAUUUCAGUAUUUUUGAAGUAGUAGAAGCAGUAAAAUCUUGUGUGUAAUGUACAAUGAACAACAUUAGAAAUGGAGUGAGUCAGUUGUGUUUAUAAGUAAAGAUUAUGAAGGAAAGUGUUGCUCCACUCUUGUUUUGUGGCGGUGUUACCUGAAGACCUUCUCGUGUGUUAACUGGUGCUGAUGUUCUCUCAUUUUCUGCAGGAGUCCUCAUCGACAGGACAGGUCACUACUUCUUCGUCUUCUUCGCCUGCAGUGCCGUCGUUGCCUCCUCCGCCGUGUUCCUCGUGGUGUCGUUUUGCUGGCUGGAUAAAGGGGACAAAAAGCGGUUAAAGCAGGGUCAGCCUUCAGCCCUGCCUGAGCCAGCCAAACUCACCGCCGUGGACGUCGUUCCUGGCUGUCAGUACCGCAGCGUGCCCACAGAGGGAGACAAAGACAAAUCCUCUGCUAACGGGGCGGAGUACAUCACCAGCGUCUGA
Xyrichtys novacula (pearly razorfish) is the source of this 9026-nucleotide messenger RNA. The record is from the annotation of a GenBank genome assembly. Lineage: Eukaryota; Metazoa; Chordata; Actinopteri; Labriformes; Labridae.